AUGAUGUCAGGAGAGGCAUGGUUGUACCUAUUGGCGGUGCUUAUCAAUGCCGUCAAUCUGUUCCUACAAGUAUUCUUCACUAUUAUGUACAGUGAUCUCGAGUGUGACUACAUCAACCCUAUCGAUCUUUGCAACCGUUUGAACACGUACAUUAUCCCUGAGGCAGCGGUUCAUGGGUUCUUGACCCUCUUAUUCCUUAUCAACGGGUACUGGGUUGCGCUCGUUCUCAAUCUGCCACUUGUGGCAUUCAAUGUCAAGAAGAUUCUCGAUAACGCACAUCUUCUCGAUGCUACUGAAAUUUUCAGAAAGCUCAAUGUCCACAAGAAAGAAUCCUUCAUCAAGCUCGGUUUCCAUCUUAUCAUGUUCUUCUUCUACCUCUACUCUAUGAUCGUUGCCUUGAUCCGGGACGAGUCGCAUUGACUUAAGAACAACAUUGGCGACCGGUAUAAAGUGGAGGCAUAGGUACAGCUACAGGUUCGACGGUCAAGGGCAGAGCUUGCUCGACGAGACGGAACUAGGAGACUACGAAAAACGGGUGGCAGGUUUUAUAUGUGCCAUGAUCUCUACGAUAUGUUAACUACGAAUGGUAUGGCUGAAUGAAUGGAUGAAUGGCGGUAGUUUAGAUGUAAUGGUAGUGCUCUUUCCAUUGGUUUCGAGCCUGGCAGGAAAACGGGGAGAAUUCUAUAAUGAGUGGACUUCGUACAGAAGUUUCAUGUAGAUAGAUACCUAACAUGCUAGAAACGGCAUGUUUUUUUUGAUAUGAAUGAAUCUUGUCAUUUUGCGAUUAUCAAAUAUCAAAGAUCUUGCUUUCAUUAGCAUUUUUGAAAACUA
Molecule: messenger RNA, 831 nt
Organism: Botrytis byssoidea
Lineage: Eukaryota; Fungi; Ascomycota; Leotiomycetes; Helotiales; Sclerotiniaceae
Exons: 4
Coding region: 1-420 (139 amino acids)
Biological process (GO): endoplasmic reticulum to Golgi vesicle-mediated transport
Cellular component (GO): COPII-coated ER to Golgi transport vesicle; endoplasmic reticulum membrane
Source: RefSeq, a predicted model, not a curated record